Molecule: messenger RNA, 3089 nt
Organism: Magallana angulata
Lineage: Eukaryota; Metazoa; Mollusca; Bivalvia; Ostreida; Ostreidae
Product: F-box/SPRY domain-containing protein 1-like
Exons: 3
Coding region: 40-798 (252 amino acids)
Biological process (GO): synapse assembly involved in innervation; proteasome-mediated ubiquitin-dependent protein catabolic process
Cellular component (GO): SCF ubiquitin ligase complex; synapse
Molecular function (GO): protein binding
Source: RefSeq, a predicted model, not a curated record
CUCGCAAAAACUCACGAGGGUGACCUGUCACAAACGACGAUGGCUGCCGCUAAGUUAUCAUCAGAUAUUUUAGAAAUAAUAUUUUCAUAUUUGAGCAUAUCCGAUCUUAGGAACUGUUCACUUGUGUGUAAACCCUGGUACAAAUAUUUAAACGAUGAAGAUAACGAUGUGUGGCGAUUUCAUUGUGUGAGAAAACUAGCCGAGGAGGCAUUAAAAUCUGACUUACUGAAAAACGUUCCAACGUAUAAAGCAAAGCUUCGAGCAUUUUACCAUGCAUGGAACCCUAAUGAUUGUUCAAAAAACAUGUACGUUAAAUCCAAUGGGUUCUCGGUGCAUCGGAACCCCAUCGCACAAAGCACGGACGGUGCACGGGGUAAAAUAGGUUUCCGGUCGGGCCGGCAUUGCUGGGAGGUGUGGUGGGAGGGGCCACUGGGAACAAUCGCAAUGAUCGGACUUGCCACAAAGUAUGCUCCUCUUUAUUGUCAUGGAUAUGUAGGAUUACUCGGUGGGAACGACCAAACAUGGGGAUGGAACUUGGUGGACAAUUUCCUACUACACAAUGGGGAUAGCCAGGGAAAUUAUCCCACAGUGAACAAUGCACCAAAAUAUCAGGUUGGAGAAAGAAUACGAGUGAUACUGGACUGUGAAGACAAUACAUUAGCAUUUGAAAAGAAUUAUGAAUUUUUAGGUGUAGCUUUCCGUGGAUUACCCGACACCCCCCUUUAUCCUUCCGUGUCAGCAGUCUAUGGAAAUACCGAGAUCUCAAUGGUUUAUCUAGGUCCUCCACUUGACGGAUAACAUUAGCCUCACCCCCCUAGCACAACUAACCAAUGCGAGUGGAUGUAAGGAUUUGUUCAAGGCCUACAGGGAGAUUCACGUCUCUGUUGAAAAGAGGCUGUGCAUUUCAUGAACAUCAUAUAGGUAGCUUGGAUAUUACUGUGAGGCCUACGUCAGAAGCAGUGAUGAGAAUUGUGCAAGUUUAAACCGAGAUUUCCAUGUUACUUUUGCUGGACCAAAAGUAGUGAAUAUAUUAUAUAAUUAUCCAAUCUGUGCGUUUACAUUAUUGCUGCUGAACAAAGAGUGGAUAAUAACCCAGAUGAGUGCUUACAUCAAUCUGAGUGUGAAUACAUGUGUAUGUGUGUGUAAAUGUUGAUAUGUAGUGUAUAAGCAUGUGUUUUUGUGUCUUGACCGAUUUUUUUAAAUUGAUUGUUAUUUUGAGCUGUGUUGUAGCAGUAUAAACAAUAUCCAUUUUUAAAAAUCUCCUUCAUAUCCUGAUGCUCAAACUCUGUAAUCAUGUUUUAUUUAUUAUUAAGAUAAUGCAAAAUGGAAAACAGUAAAAAAAAAAAUAAGAAAGAAAAAAGAUUUAUGAUCACUUGUUGCUUACCUUAGAUUUAAAAAAAAAAAACCCAGAAUAAUCAUGUCAGUAGAUAAAGAAAGGAUAGUAGUUUGCUUCAGAAUAAUGCAUUCUUUUCAGUUGCUUCAAGUUUUUUAAGUGCUGAACAAAUUUUUCCAAUUGCUUGUAGUGAAAUACUUGUCUGAAAAAAAAUUCAUUUGAAAAUUAAGCAAAAACGAAAACCAAUUUGAAUGCCUAAGGAGUUAUCCUUCUCGAUGUUCAGUCCUUUUUAAAGGCACAUUGGAACAAUUUAAAAUGUUGCUAUGAUUGAUAAAAACUACACAUAAAUGGUAUUUUUGAAUACUAUAAUAAGUAGACAUUGUAAAGUUCUAUGAUUUGUAAAACAAGUUAUUACUGGUACAAGUAUUCUAUAAAUACCCAUUCAUAGUUGUUUUGUUCCAAAAUUCAAUUUAAUUUUGUAGAAAAAAAAAUGUGAUUGUUAGAUCUAAACAAAUUUGGAAAUUUUUUAUUUACAAUAAGUUUCUGGCCAUUAAGUUUGUUCCAUUAAGGAUCCAUAUUUUUCUUCAAUAGACCACUGUUACAAGGAAUAAUAAGUUUUUUACCAAAUAUGCUAAAAGAAAAAAAAUGGUUUUGAUGAUAGUUUGGCUGCAUUUGAAAAUAGGAAAGCUGAAAUUAAAUCUCACAACUUUUCAAUCCCACUCAAAUAUCACAAAUGCAUUGUUGUUUAAGUUGGUUACCACCCUUUUUCUACACAUAUUUUCUACGUCCCAAUUCUGUGCACUGACGUUUCAAUCAGCCCCAAUUAAUUUUUCGUACAUUUAUCUAUUCACUUAUUUUGAAGAAAGAAAAUAUUGCAAAACAUUGCAAAGAGCUGUUUUAGUGCUAAAUGCAUAUGGGGAAAAGUGGUAAUCAAAAAGUAAUUGUAAAAACAUUUCAGAUAUAGAUUUUUAUUACAGAAUAAGAAAUAGAAAAUUUUUAAAAAAUAUUUGAUAUAUAUAUGCACAAAUAUAUUUAUCGGUAAUAGAUACUUUUCUUAUGUAGGACUGGCAAAUCUUGAAUAUUCAUAAGAAAAAAUGCAUGGAGAAUUGUAAUAGAAAAAGCAGUAGAUACUGUUUAAUAAGAUCAUUUUCUUACAUAUAUGUUAAAACACAUUAGGAAAUAUUGUUAAAGAUCAUUUUCUUACAUUAGGAAAUUGUAUUUACUCAAACAUGUCAAACUUUGCAGCUAAGCUGAACUGUUGUUUUAAAAGAAAUUUUUAAUCAUUACAUAAAAUUAAUAUAUUCUUCCCUACAUUUUCAGAAAGACAUUCAUGUGAGUUAUUAUUUUCGUUUCCUUUCUGGUGGCUAUUUUAUAGUGCUAUAUACAUGAUCUUCAUUUUUGUUUAUAAAUGUGCUGGAUCAUGUCAAUAUGCUGAACAUGUGUGUAAUUUUUUUUUUUACAUGUUUUAGCCCUCGACAAUUAUAGAUGUACAUGUAUAUGUAAACGGUGCGAAUGAGAAAUUGAUGACUGCCCAGUGCAUAUAUAUGUAUACGUGUGUAGCAAUUUAAAUGAGUGGAUAUGAAUGAAUUGAUGGAUGAUUGAGAAGAAUAAAUGAUUAGAAAGAAGGAAUAAACGUCAGGUAAAAGUUAUGAUGUCAGGCAUAUAAUGGUACAACUUUGUAUUGUAUACAGUAUGUGAAGACAUUGUACUAUUCUAUGAAGUUUUGAAUAAAUUUCUCAAUAAAUUUUAAUAGAAA